AUGCCGCCUAAGAGAAGAAAACUUUUUGGACGGCGCACGGCUGCUGCCUCCGCUACAAGAGCAGCAAGGGCAACUGAAACCACAGAGCAAACUUCGUUGCGCCUUUCUCAGAUAGCCUCACGCCCUGCUGCCCGCAUCUCCACAGAAAGUACCGCUGAACGGACUGAAAGGCUGGCCUCAGUAGCAUCCGUUAUGUCAUCACGACGCGCUAGACUUUCAACUGAAGAGCGUUUAGUACAGAAUUCACAGGACACAAUACGCGUUUCUAGGGCCAGGGCUUCCGUGGCUACGGCACCUUCCAGAGUUUCGGAACGACCUCAACAAACCGCUAUUCGUCGUUUAAGAAAUGCCAGCGCUACUGCGUCUGUCAGAGCUUUAGAAAGUCCAGUGCAGACCGCUAAUCGUCGUUUGAGGAAUUCCAGAUCUAUUGCAUCUGCCAGAGCUUCAGAAAGCCUUAGGGUACGGAGAACAACAAUGGCCAAAUCGCAAGGACAGACGCUCAGCGUCGCCGGUCUGCAUUUAGGUGAGCAGUGUUUCGCCCAUGGACAGCUUUACGUAGGCUGUUCCCGAGUCGGGAGUAAGAAAAUCGUUUACUCUCCAACAAACAAAGCUAAAAAUAUUACCUACGCGGAGGUCCUAUAG
This is a messenger RNA of Acanthosepion pharaonis, 642 nucleotides long. Lineage: Eukaryota; Metazoa; Mollusca; Cephalopoda; Sepiida; Sepiidae. The record is from the annotation of a GenBank genome assembly.